Erigeron canadensis is the source of this 2823-nucleotide messenger RNA. RefSeq names its product glucosamine inositolphosphorylceramide transferase 1-like. NCBI's taxonomy places the organism in Eukaryota, Viridiplantae, Streptophyta, Magnoliopsida, Asterales, Asteraceae. The transcript is spliced from 4 exons. Gene Ontology annotation, molecular function: glycosyltransferase activity. The coding region runs from base 250 to 2505 and encodes 751 amino acids. Gene Ontology annotation, cellular component: membrane. The record is from RefSeq and is a predicted model, not a curated record.
CAAAACCACCUUUCAUUCUAAUCCUAACUUAAUUCCCCUAUAUAUAUAUAUAAUCCUACACAAAAAAAUUCCAUUCUAGAAACACAUAAUAUAUAAUUUCUUUCUUUCUUUCAUAAACUGUGUAACUUCUACAAAAUGGUUAUGUGUCGUGUGAGCAGUUAAUUCCAUUCUAGAAACAAAUAAUAUAUUUUUUGUAAUAUUUGUAUUCUGUCACCUUUUUGUGUCAUAAAUAAUUUUUUGGUUUGGAAAAUGGUGUCUGGCGGAGUUAGUGGCGGAAGUACCGAGAAAAGCCAUCAGCGGUGGCGCGUGAAUGAUAAUGGGAGCACUUCAUCAACUAUUUAUUUUUUGUUUGUAUCGUUUAUGGUGUUGAGUUCAUUUGGGUUUAUGUAUAAUUAUUUGUUAUAUGGAAAUAAAUAUAUAUCAUCAUCAACAACAUCAGUUGGUUGUCAAGAAGACAGUGAAGGUUCUUGGUCUAUUGGUGUCUUUUAUGGGGACUCACCCUUUUCUCUUAAACCCAUUGAAGCUAUGGAUGUUUGGGAGAAUAAAAGUGCAGCAUGGCCUGUGGCUAACCCAAUUGUGACUUGUGGUUCGGUUACUGAUUCUGGGUUUCCAAGUAACUUUGUUGCUGACCCUUUUCUUUAUGUUAAGGAUGACAUUCUCUACCUUUUCUUCGAGACCAAAAAUUCUAUUACAAUGCAAGGAGAUAUCGGGGUGGCGAGAAGCUUAGACAACGGAGCGUCGUGGGAACAACUCGGGGUCGUGUUGGAUGAAGAAUGGCAUCUUUCGUAUCCAUAUGUAUUCGACUACAAGGGCCAAAUAUAUAUGAUGCCAGAAGGAAGUAAAAAGGGCGAUUUGCGUCUGUAUAGAGCAGUCGAGUUUCCACUGAAGUGGAAACUCGAGAAGGUCAUUUUGAAACGACCACUAAUUGAUUCUUUUAUUAUGGAAUACGAAUCUAGGUACUGGCUUUUUGGGUCAGAUCAUAGCCGAGUCAGCACUAAAAAAAACGGAGAGCUUGAGAUUUGGUAUAGCAACUCACCACUCGGGCCAUGGAAACAACAUAAGAAAAACCCUGUUUAUAACACUGACAAGAAAACCGGAGCAAGAAAUGGAGGUAGACCCUUUGUUUACAAUGGAAACGUGUACCGGCCAGGUCAAGAUGAUGGCGAGACAUAUGGCAAACGUGUGCGCGUGUUCAAGAUUGAAGUACUUACCCCUUACAACUAUAAAGAGGUUGAAGUUGAUCUGGGCUUUCAGAAACCAACAAAGGGUAAAAAUGCAUGGAAUGGUGCUAGGUCUCACCAUCUCGACGCACAACAGUUAACGUCUGGUCAGUGGAUUGCGGUUUCAGAUGGAGAUAGAACCCCGUCAGGUGAUAUGUCACGCCGGUUGAUUAUUGGUUGCUUGUUGAUAUUAGUGGCUGGUAUGCUUGUUUUUGUAAUGGGUAUGCUGCUUGGGUUCGUGAAGUGCAUUGUGCCGCUUAGUUGGUGCCCGCAUAAUAUAAAGAAAAGAACCGAUGCGUUUUUGGUUUGGGAACGAUCGAGCUUGUUAUCUUCUAAGUUAAGGCAGUACCUGAGCCGGUUGAACAGGUUGGGUUCGGUUCUUAGGUGCAAGAUGAACCCAAAAACUAGCCUCGGCCGGUUUGCGUUUUUCAUUAUCCUGAUAGCUUCAAUCGUGCUAAUGUGUGUCGGGAUUCAAUACAUAUAUGGAGGAAGUGGUGCUCAAGAUUCUUAUGCUGUCGACAACCAUUACUCGCAGUUUACAAUGUUAGCCAUGACCUACGAUGCUCGAUUAUGGAACUUGAAUUUAUAUAUACAGCAUUACUCUCAAUGUCCUUCGGUUCGAGAAAUAGUGGUGGUAUGGAAUAAAGGGACACCUCCUGAUCCAACCACAUUCGACUCGGCUGUGCCAGUAAGAAUCCGUGUUGAGGAAAAGAACUCACUAAACAACCGGUUCAAGAAGGACCCAUUGAUAAAGACCAGAGCCGUCCUCCAACUAGACGAUGACAUAAUUAUGAGUUGUGAUUACAUCGAACGUGGGUUCAAAGUAUGGAGAGAGAAUCCAGGCAGGCUAGUAGGAUUUUAUCCUCGGUUAGUCAAUGGGCCCGGCCCAUUGGAGUACCGAGGCGAGAAACAUGCUCGUAAGUUCAACGGAUAUAACAUGAUAUUAACUGGUGCUGCAUAUAUGGAUCAUCAACUGGCGUUUGAUCGGUAUUGGAGUGAAGAAGUGAAAGCAGGGAGAGACGCGGUAGACAAGUUUUUCAACUGUGAGGAUGUGUUGAUGAAUUUCUUGUACGCAAACGCGACUUCUUCAGGCCCAGCAGUCGAGUAUGUGAAACCAGCGUGGGCUAUCGAUACAUCCAAGUUUUCCGGGGUAGCGAUUAGUGAAAAUACACAAGCACAUUAUCGGGUUCGAAGCAAUUGUUUAGAGAAGUUUACAGAGAUGUAUGGUGGAUUAUCUGAUAGGAAGGUGAGUUUCAAGAGAAGGAAAGAUGGUUGGGAUCUAUAGCACAAUUGUACAUUUUGUUCACUUUUGUGGCCUUUUUUCAGGGUAGAGUUUUCAGAAAGUGUGAAUUAUUUUGUUUGUUUUAUGAUCUUUUAAUAUGUUUGUCUAGGCCAAGUGUUGGUUGGAGUUGUUGGGGACUUGGGGCCAGGCAGAAGAAGCCUCUGUUUGCGAGUGUGUUUGGGCCUACUUUGGGGUGAUAUGAAAAAUAUGUGCAUAUACCUUUGAAGAUAAAGGAUUUUUUUCCUUGUAAUGACAACCCUACGAGUUGUAUAUAAAUAGUUUUUUAUCAUAAAAUUUAAAAAAUGAGCUUUGAUACAGAAA